Messenger RNA from Colletotrichum acutatum, 1244 nucleotides. Its product is annotated as Alpha/Beta hydrolase protein. Lineage: Eukaryota; Fungi; Ascomycota; Sordariomycetes; Glomerellales; Glomerellaceae. Bases 182 to 1084 code for a protein of 300 amino acids. Gene Ontology annotation, cellular component: mitochondrion. The record is from RefSeq and is a predicted model, not a curated record. Gene Ontology annotation, molecular function: carboxylic ester hydrolase activity. The transcript is spliced from 6 exons.
GUCUUGACUAGUUAAAUAACCCUAGUGCUCGGAGUAUAUUACUAAAUAAGCUUAUAUAUAUAUCACUCUCCUUCCUUGUUAGUGGAUUAAGUGACUAUCACGACCCACAGAGUAGGCGCAGAAUCAACGACAUGGCCCAGGGCAGUCAGACUCACCGUCACCAACCCCUCGAACUUGGAUCAUGAUGGCAUCUCCGCGGGUUGUCAUGCGACGCAGUGUCAAUAUCGGGCUGAACUCAUGGCGGAUGUUUUCCUCCCAAAGCAGGUUGACGUUGUCUUAUGACCUGCAUGAGCCCAGCAAGCGACCUAUCGGCGGGUCCUCCAACCCCAUCAUUUUUCUUCAUGGUCUCUUCGGAUCCAAGAAAAACAACAGGAGUAUUAGCAAAGUUCUCGCUCGCGACUUGGGUAGACCAGUGUAUGCUUUGGACCUACGCAACCAUGGCGAAUCUCCUCACGCAAAGCAGCACGACUACGUCCAUAUGGCGGACGACGUUGCUGCAUUCAUGGACCAGCAUGGACUGACGCUGCCCACUGUCAUCGGUCACUCGAUGGGAGCUAAAGCCGCCAUGACCCUUGCUUUGAAGUCACCCGAACUUGUGCAAGAUAUCGUGGCGGUGGACAAUGCGCCUGUUGACGCUGUCUUGGAGAGCUCAUUUAGCAAGUACAUCCAGGGUCUGAAGAGAAUCGAAGCAGCGAACAUCACGAAGCAAGCUGAAGCGGACGACAUCCUGAAGGAGUACGAGGACUCUCUCCCUAUUCGCCAGUUUCUUCUGGGUAAUUUGUACCGGCCCGAGGCUGGCAAGCCGCAGCAAAAAUUCCGGGUGCCCCUCGACAUCAUCAGUCGGUCCUUGAUCCACAUGGGCGAUUUUCCAUUCAAGGACCCGACAAAGACUCGCUUCGAAAAGCCUGCUCUAUUUGUCCGGGGAACUAGAAGCAAGUACGUGCCUGAUGACGUUUUGCCAACGAUUGGUCAAUUUUUCCCAAAGUUCCGACUGGCAGAUCUCGAUGCCGGGCACUGGUGCAUUUCGGAGAAACCAGAGGAGUUUCGUCAAGCGGUUGUUGAGUUCUUAAGGAACCAAGACUAGAGGAUCCUCGGGGGUAAGCUGCUGUAGCUGUUUCACUCAUCCUUCACCAAGCUAUUGUGCAUAAUUGGCGAGUGGCGUUGAGGGCAUAUAUUUAAACUAGGCAAAUGUUCUGGACCGGGCCACAUAGACUUGCUAUAGAUUCAAUCCCACCAGGGACUUU